Colletotrichum paranaense is the source of this 1716-nucleotide messenger RNA. Its product is annotated as carboxylesterase. The transcript has a single exon. Lineage: Eukaryota; Fungi; Ascomycota; Sordariomycetes; Glomerellales; Glomerellaceae. The coding region runs from base 1 to 1716 and encodes 571 amino acids. The record is from RefSeq and is a predicted model, not a curated record.
AUGUGGCAAGGAUCGCACUUGGCUUUUAUCCUCACCGCAGCGGGUUUCCUCGCCUCCGGUGUCCAGGCCGUUGACACCCUCGUUGAUGUCGGAUACGCCAAGUUUCAAGGCGCCGUGACUGAAGCUGAGCUGGGCGUGACAACUUGGAAGGGAAUCCAGUUUGCUGCCCCUCCGGUCGGCGACCUCCGCUUCGCCGCGCCGGCCGACCCGGUCCAGUCUGGACUUGUCAACGCCACGGCACACGGUCCCAUCUGCCCUCCCCAACAGCCCACCGAUUGGACCGUUUCCAGCACCAAUCCGCGCUUCACCGUCGAUGAGGACUGUCUCUACCUGAGUGUCACAGCCCCCUCAGAUGCGCAGACCGACUCUAGACUGCCCGUUGUUUUCUUCCUCCAGGGCGGUGGAUUUGGGUCCAACUCGAACGCAAACUGGGAUGCCAGCGAGAUUGCUUCGGAUGGAAACGUCAUUGUUGUUCAAAUCAACUACAGAGUUGGCAUGUAUGGCUUCCUACAGGGCGAGGAGGUCCGCGCUAGCGGCGGUCUCAACGCCGGAGUCAAGGAUAUGGUGAAGGCUCUUGAGUGGGUUCAGACCAACAUCGGCCACUUUGGCGGAAACCCUGAGCAGGUUGUUCUUGACGGUGUCAGUGCCGGCGGCUCAGCUGUCGGUCUUCUCAUGACUGCCGAUCUCGGCAGCAAGCAGCUCUUUGCAGGAGGUAUCGCGGAGUCUGGCGGCUGGGUUACGAUGCGCACCAUGGAGCAGGGACAGGGCCAGUAUGACUGCCUCGUUAAGGAGAAGAACUGCACCGAGGCCGCCGACUCUCUCACCUGCCUUCGCGCCUUGAACCAGUCUGAAGUCCGUUCUUCAAGCUGCUGGUUCAACCCGGGCAUCGAUGGCGAACUCUUCACCGACAGCAUGGUCAACCUCUUCAAGCAAGGCAAGUACAACAAGGUCCCUACCAUCUGGGGUUCUUGCGCUCAGGAGGGAACCAUGUACUCUGCUCCUCAAUCUACCAACUCUACCGAGGCAGCCAACACUUGGCUCCUGGGACAAGAUCCCUCCCUGUCCAACGCCUCGCUCGCCAUCCUUGACGACCUGUACAUCAACACUCCUCGCACCGUCUACCCCGACUCCGGAACCAAGUGGAGGCAGACCGCCGACGCGAUCGGUGACAUUGGCAACCACUGCAUUAUCCGCAACAUCCAGAACUACCUGGCCCGCGACGAAGCCAUCACCUACAACUAUAAGUUCGCCGUCCAGGACCCCAAGAACGAGGCCGAAGGUUUCGGCGCGUACCACACUGUGAACACCUACGCAUUCUGGGGCAACAACAGGACCGAUGGCCAAGCGCCCGAGUCGUACUUCACCAUCAACAAGCCCAUCAUCUCGCAGUUCCGCAAGUACUGGGUCUCGUUCAUCCGCAACCUGGACCCCAACACCGAUCGCGAAAAGGGUGCCGCCGAGUGGAGACCAUUCACUGGUCUUGAGGGCCGUGAGCGUCUUUUUGUGCAGACGAACAACACUCACAUGGAGAGAAUGAGCACUGCUCAAGCCUUGCGUUGCGACGUUGUUAGACCUAUGUCGGAGAACUUGGGCAAGCCGGUUGACACGGGUGUUGUCACUGAGCUGGAUGCUACCCUGGCGGCUAGCAUCAACAACACCACUGAGGACACCAAGUUCAGGAAGAGACACGUUAGACAGUUCUCCCGGUACUACUAG